AUGGCCUUGCCCUUGGCUUUCCUGCUGGCCCUGGUGGUGCUCAGCUGCAAGAACACUUGCUCUCUGGGCUGUGACCUGCCUCAGAUACACAACCUGGGUCUUGAAACUUCUGAGGAAAAUGAGGAGGGAGCCCUGACACUCCUGGAAAAAAUGAGGAGAAUUCCCAUUUUCUCCUGCCUGAACUACAGGAAAGACUUUGCCUUCCCCCAGGAGCAGCUGGAGGGUGAGCAGGUGCAGAAGGCUCAAGCUGUUGCUGUCCUCCACCAGAUGACCCAGCAGAUCCUCAACCUCUUCAGCACCCAGAAGGCCUUUGCUGCUUGGGACAAGACCCUCCUGGACACCUUCCUCAGUGGCCUCUAUCAGCUGCUGGAUGACCUGAAAGCCUGUGGGUCCAAGCAGGUGGGGGUGGAAGAGGCUGUGAGGAAAUACUUCCACAGGAUCACCGUCUACCUGAAGGAGAAGAAAUACCUGCCUUGUGCCUGGGAGGUGGUCAGAACAGAAAUCAUGAAAUCCUUCUCUUUAUCAGUGAAUUUGUAUGAAAGACUAAGGAGCAUGGAAUGAGACCUGGUCCAGCAGGGAAAUGCUUCU
Marmota monax (woodchuck) is the source of this 588-nucleotide messenger RNA. Its product is annotated as interferon alpha-2. The coding region runs from base 1 to 561 and encodes 186 amino acids. The transcript has a single exon. Lineage: Eukaryota; Metazoa; Chordata; Mammalia; Rodentia; Sciuridae. Gene Ontology annotation, biological process: positive regulation of peptidyl-serine phosphorylation of STAT protein; B cell proliferation; T cell activation involved in immune response. Gene Ontology annotation, molecular function: type I interferon receptor binding; cytokine activity. Gene Ontology annotation, cellular component: extracellular region. The record is from RefSeq and is a predicted model, not a curated record.